AUGGCUGGAUUGAAAAAACUUUUAAAUAAGAAAAAGUAUGUCCUCUCCAUGUUUCCCUAUCCGAGUGGUAAUUUGCACAUGGGACAUGUUAGAGUGUACACAAUUUCGGACCUCAUUGCUAGGACUCAUAAAAUGUUAGGGUACAAUGUUAUUCAUCCAUUUGGUUUUGAUGCCUUUGGAUUACCUGCAGAGAAUGCUGCCAUUGAGAGAGGUGUUUCUCCAGCAGAUUGGACUCACAAGAAUAUUGCUCACAUGAAGGAACAAAUUAAAGCCUUGGAUUUUGAUUUUGAUUGGGAGAGAGAAGUGAUAACUUGCAAUCCGGAAUAUUACAAGUGGACACAAUGGCUUUUCCUUCAACUCCACAAGAAGGGAUUAGCCUAUCAACAAGAAGCUUUGGUAAAUUGGGAUCCGAUUGAUAAUACUGUAUUGGCCAAUGAACAAGUUGAUAGUCAGGGAAGAUCUUGGAGAUCUGGUGCUUUGGUGGAGAGAAAGAAUUUGAGACAAUGGUUUUUCAAAAUUAGAGAAUUUGCAAACGAAUUAUUGGAAGAUGCUGAUACUUUGGAAAAUUGGCCAAUUAAUGUUAGAACAAUGCAAAAACAAUGGAUUGGAAAAUCGGAAGGAGCUGAAUUUUCUUUUGAAACAACUAGUGGAAGUAAGAUUACUGUCUUUACAACAAGACCAGACACAAUUUAUGGUGUCACUUAUUUAGCUGUUGCUCCAGAAAAUGAUAAAUUAAUUGCUGCAAUGGUUCCAGAAUCGGAUAAAUCUAGAGUUGAUGCUUUUAUUAAGCGUCUUUCAUCAUUGACAAGUGUGAAGAGAAAUGAAGUUGCCAGCAACUCAAAAGAAGGUUGUUAUACUGGUGUUGAUGCUAUUCAUCCAAUCACCAAAGAACGUAUUCCAAUUUAUAUUGCCGAUUAUGUCAUUGCUGACUUUGCUGAGGGAUGUGUUAUGGGAGUCCCAGCUCACGAUACCAGAGAUUUUGAAUUUGCUCAAAAACACUCCAUCCAAGUUAAGAGAGUAAUCAAACCACUCGAUGAUAUUGUCGAUGAAAAUCAAUGCUACACUGAAAAGAAUGGUAUUCUCGUUAAUUCUGCACAAUUUAAUGGUAUGAAAAUUGCUGAAGCUACACCAAAAAUUAUUCAAUUUGCUAAAGAACAAGGUUUUGGUGGGCCAUCUGUCCAAUUCAAAUUGAGAGAUUGGUUAGUUUCAAGACAAAGAUACUGGGGUGCACCAAUUCCAAUCAUUCAUUGUCCUCAAUGUGGACCUGUUCCAGUUCCUGAAAAGGACUUGCCAGUUCUUUUGCCAACAAAUAUUGAAUUUACUGGUAAGGGACCAUCUCCAUUGGCCAAAGUUGAAGAUUGGAUUAAUGUCAAAUGUCCAUGUGGAAAGGGUAUCGAUUGUAAACGUGAUACUGAUACUAUGGAUACCUUUGUUGAUUCAUCUUGGUAUUUCCACAGAUAUACCGAUGCCAAGAAUGAUAAGGAGGCAUUUAGUGUAGAAAAAUCCGAUAAGGAAAUGAAUGUAGAUAUCUAUAUUGGAGGUAUUGAACAUGCCAUUCUUCACUUGCUCUAUUCUAGAUUCAUUCACAAAUUCCUCCACAGUGAAGGAUAUAUGAAACAUAAGGAACCAUUUGAUACUCUCCUCACUCAAGGAAUGGUCCAAGGUGAAACAUUCAAAGAUUUGGAUAACAAUAAGUAUUACAAACCAGAAGAAAUGACAAGAUUGGAAGAUGGCACAGUUGUAGAUAAGAAUACUCUCAAACCAUUGACAAGCGUUUGGGAAAAGAUGUCCAAAUCCAAAUAUAAUGGUGUAGAUCCAGAAGCUGUUGUGAAAGAAUUUGGUUCAGAUACUGUUCGUCUCUACAUUCUAUUCAAAGCUCCAUAUGAUAAGGAGUUGAUGUGGGAACAAAAUCAAAUUUUGGGGCAACAAAGAUUCCUUGCUCGU
This is a messenger RNA of Naegleria gruberi, 1944 nucleotides long. RefSeq lists its product as uncharacterized. The record is from RefSeq and is a predicted model, not a curated record. NCBI's taxonomy places the organism in Eukaryota, Heterolobosea, Eutetramitea, Acrasida, Naegleriidae. The annotation marks the transcript as partial. Gene Ontology annotation, molecular function: leucine-tRNA ligase activity; aminoacyl-tRNA deacylase activity; ATP binding. The transcript has 2 exons. Gene Ontology annotation, cellular component: mitochondrion. Gene Ontology annotation, biological process: leucyl-tRNA aminoacylation; mitochondrial translation.